AUGCACCAGGUGUGCUUCAGGGGCCCAAUUGCGGCAAACGCCAACUGCAUCCGCUCUGCGAAUGUCUACAUCAAAGGUUUGAACACACGCUCACAUCCACGCCCAAAAGGAGCUGCAAACGAGAAUAUUCAGGCGAAAUAAGGCGCGGUUGUUCAUUAAUUUGUCGUUUAUUCGCGGAAGAAGAAAAAAUAAAGUGGAGAAGCUGACAAUGGUGCCGCUGGUGAUUCUGCCGCUGAUGCCGGCGACGAUGAUGACGACGACUAUGAUGAUGAUGAUGAUGAUGAUGAUGAUGAUGAGGAGGAGGAGGAGGAGGAGGAGGAGGAGGUGGUGGUGGUGGUGGUGGAGGGUGAUUGGAAGGAGGAAGGAUGCGAGGAGGAGAAGACGGUGGCGACGGUGGUGGUUAAGUAA
Molecule: messenger RNA, 408 nt
Organism: Spirometra erinaceieuropaei
Lineage: Eukaryota; Metazoa; Platyhelminthes; Cestoda; Diphyllobothriidea; Diphyllobothriidae
Source: the annotation of a GenBank genome assembly